CACUUCACAUAGUUCAUUGAGGCUUCACAAAAACAGAGCUCCCACAAAACUGAAGCCGACUAAACCUUUCUCUUCCAAUUCCAAAUAUUUUUUACCGCUUCCAGAAAUGUCUCCGGUGCUGACCUCGCCGAUCAAGGUCGGUCACAUCGAUGAUGUCCAGGAGCUGAGGAAGUGUAAGCCGACGGUGAUACCAGAACGGUUCGUCCGUGACAUGACCGAGAGGCCUGUCACUGCUUGCUCGGCCCAGGAUGUUCCCGUAAUAAAUAUUUCUAAGCUUGGGGAUGGCGAAAAGGAAAUAUCACGGCUUGCUGAUGCCUGCGAGAACUGGGGAUUCUUCCAGGUGGUGGAUCAUGGCAUUGAUUUCGACUUGCUGGAAAGGAUAGAGAAGGUGGGAAUGGAGUUCUUCAUGCUGCCAGUAGAGGAGAAACAGAGGUAUGCUAUGGCCCCGGGGACGGUUCAGGGUUAUGGGCAGGCCUUCGUGUUCUCGGAGGACCAAAAACUCGACUGGUGCAACAUGUUUGCACUUGGACUGGAGCCCCGCUACAUAAGGAACCCGAAACUGUGGCCCAGAAGGCCGGCUCAUUUCAGUGAGACCGUGGAGACAUACUCUACCGAGAUAAGGAAGCUAUGCGCGAACUUGCUGAAGUACAUAGCCAUGAGCCUUGGGCUCAAAGGCAACGUGUUCCAGGAGAUGUUUGGGUCAGCGGUUCAGGCGGUGAGAAUGAAUUACUACCCACCUUGCCCGAGGCCUGACCUCGUGUUGGGCUUGAGCCCGCAUUCGGACGGAAGCGCGAUCACGGUGCUGCAGCAGGGGAAGGGCAACUCUGUGGGGCUUCAAAUCUUCAAAGAUGAUAAGUGGGUUCCUGUUCUGCCUCUCCCCAAUGCACUUGUGAUCAACAUUGGAGACACGCUUGAGAAAACAGGAGGACAAUGCCCGAGGCUGCACUUCGAAAAGUUGUUUUCCUUGAUAAAAAGUGUUCUCACGAAUGGGAAGUACAAGAGCGUGGAGCAUAGAGCAGUGACGCACGAAGACAAGGACCGACUUUCGAUAGUCACAUUCUACGCCCCGAGCUACGAGGUGGAGUUGGGGCCAAUGGCAGAGCUAGUGGACGAAAACAACCCAUGCAAGUACAAAAGGUACAAUCAUGGAGAGUAUAACAAACACUACAUAACCAACAAGCUCGAAGGCAAGAAGACCCUUGAGUUCGCCAAGAUUCGUCCAGAGAACUCAAACUGAACAUGACUCGUUAAUCAGUUCGUCGCCGAUGGAUUUCUUAUUAUAAUAGAGAGUUAUGUAACAAAUUGUUGAUCUGUUGUCUUAUUUGUAUUAUUCUCAUUAGUGUGUACAUGUAUCUAACUUGUCAUUAGGUCAAAUUCUAGUGGGAAGUACUGCUAAUGAAAAAUAGAGUAUGCAAACUUAUGAAACUAAAUGAAUGAAUGGAAGUUAUUCUGUUUUUGGCGAAUA
Messenger RNA from Punica granatum (pomegranate), 1465 nucleotides. The record is from RefSeq and is a predicted model, not a curated record. Lineage: Eukaryota; Viridiplantae; Streptophyta; Magnoliopsida; Myrtales; Lythraceae.